AGUUCCUGUUUUCACGGCUUCAAUACCUGUUCAGAAUUCGGUUCUACGGGACAGAAACUGCACACGGUAGACAGGCACUGUUUUUUCCCCGAACUACGCUGAAAACAACAAAAAAAGGUGGCACACCUCGCAUUAAUGCUGGAGAAUAAAGAAUUUAGCUAGAACGUAAAAUGGAAUUACAGCGGCUCAGAUGUUUUCGCUUAUUACUGAGAAUGCAGCUGUUGCCUUUUCACUUUUAUUUUAUAACAGAAACGUUUUGAUGAAGAAUUAAAAAAUUAGAUAGUUAUGAAGUGGCGUGGAAUAAUUUCAUUAGUGUUACUCUUCAUAAGAUUCACUGACAGCGGAGCACAUUCUUUGAGCAGGCGGGUAGUGAGAGAAGCCAAGGAAGCCGAUGAUGACUGCAUAUGGAACCUGACAGUUGCAGGCAGUGGAGGUACUUUGACCAGCCCCAAAUAUCCUGAUAAUUAUCCGAGUAAUGUAGACUGUCGUUGGCAGCUGACAGCGACAGAACCCAAUGCUACCAUUUACCUCAGAAUUGACAAACUGCAUAUUGAGCCGGACACGGACUGCAAACUGGACUACUUACAGGUCUACCUCGGGGCCUCAACGCUUGCACCUUCUUUGGGCCCCUUCUGUGGCAACAUCAAUGACAGAGUAUUAAAGACAAACUCUUCCAAGCUUCUCCUUGUAUUCCAUUCUGAUCCUGUCUAUGAGGAUAAAGGCUUUGCUAUUGACUACUUCACGCAGACUCAAAAAGAUUGUCAGACAUCAUUGACAGAAGGCUCGGGUGUUUUAAGAAGUCCCGGAUUUCCUGAGAAUUAUCCAGAUAGUAUAGAUUGCUGGACUUUAAUUACUGUCAACUCAAAUAAAAAGAUUACAUUAUUCUUUGAUACUUUAGACCUCGAAUAUGGAGAGAAUUGCACAUUUGAUUAUGUAAAAAUAUUUGAUGGGGCAACCCGAGAUUCUCCUGUCUUGGGAAGUGUUUGCUCUCAUUUGAGUGAAACAAAAUUUGAAUCUUCAAAUAAUUUUUUGCUUAUACAUUUUCAUUCGGAUGAAUCAGUCAAUAAAAGAGGUUACCGAGCACACUACUCUUCCAUUGACAAAAGAAGUUCACCCAUUGGAGACUGCUUAUGGGAAAGUGAUGAAAGAAAUGGCACUAUUGCUAGUCCAAAUUAUCCUUCCAAUUAUCCAAGUUUCUCUAAUUGUAGCAUAUGGCUGCAGGCUCCUCAGGGAGAGACAAUACUUCUAAUUUUUGAUGCACUGCAGUUAGAAAUGGAAGCAAAUUGUACGUAUGAUUAUCUGCAAAUCAAAGAAGGUCCUCCAUCAAAUUCUAGCACCAUUGGAAGGUACUGUGGAAGAGGGAAUGAACCUAAAAAUUUGACUACUAGAGGUAACGAAGUGGAGCUCAUUUUCCGUUCUGAUGAUUUUGCAGAGUUCUCAGGUUUUAAAAUUAGAUACCAAUUCCUCAAAAAUGAGACUGAUACAGAAAACGCACGUCCAGAAAAUGUAAGGGGCUCUACUGCAGUAAAGAAUUCAUUUCUGAAUAUUCCUCAGAAUGCUACAUUAUCAAAAGGAUCCUCGCACAUGAUGCACUGUAGUGCACGUGAUCUAAAUGCAAGAAUACGGUGGCUGAAAGGUGAUCAUUUUCUUGCUGGUGGAAAUCCAUUGCCAGGCCUAAAGAUGCUUUCUAAUGGUACCCUCUGGAUACAAAGAAUGGAUCAGCAUUUGAGUGGCAUGUAUACAUGCGUUGCUGUUUCCCCUGACGACACCAUUUCUGUGCAUGUAUAUGUGCGCCUUGAAAAUGAAUCAAGUAGCAGUAACUCAACGUGUGAAAUAGUAUUUCGAAAAAUUCCUAAGGAUUCUUCAUUUGCGGAGGGCGAGUUUGCACAUCUAGAAUGCCUAGCAGCAGGAACACAUGUGCAAUUAUCAUGGGAAAGAAAUGGAGAGCCACUCGAAAGAAAAGAACACAUGACUCUUCUAAAGAACGGAUUUCUAUUCCUGGACAAAGUGACACUUGCGGAUACAGGAAUUUAUACAUGUGUAGCCUUUGAUGAAGCAGCUAACUGCCAGAAACGAGCAUCUGCAUUUCUUCAAGUGAGUAAGAGAGCAAAUAUUGAGGAAAUUUGUGGGAAACCUAAAGUUGGUCAACCAUCUAAUGAUGUACCACUGACGCAACAUGGGAAGAUUAUAGGUGGUCAUAAUACAAAGAAAGGUGCUUAUCCGUGGCAGGUCAUGCUAUGGGAACCAAAUUUAGAAUCAUUCUGUGGAGGAUCCUUGUUGAAUGAAAGAUGGAUCGCAACUGCAGCACACUGCUUUGUAAAUUACAGAGGAUUACGAUGGGACAGAAUUGUCAUUAAGAUUGGCAAACAUGACCGUGAAUAUGAAGAGCAGGAAGAGUUCAGGACAAGUAUUGCAGACCCAUCCUCCAUUGUUGUGCAUCCAGCAUAUGACAAAUUGACUUUUGAUAAUGAUCUCGCGCUGGUUCGUUUGAGAGAUCAUGUCCAAUUCACUGAUUAUAUUCUGCCAAUUUGUCUCAGCAACAAAGAGCUAGGUGAGAGAUUACUAACAGGAGAUGGGGAUACCUCCCAAGUUAGAAUGGGUACAGUCACUGGAUGGGGAAAACUAAAGCAGCAUGGACUCUCUCCACGUUUCUUACAAGAGAUCCGCCUACCAAUAGUUGAUCAAAAGACAUGCAUGGCAUCUACAAAUUACACAGUAAGUCGCAAUAUGUUUUGUGCAGGCUAUGCUCAGGAAAUAGUAGGAGAUGCUUGUCAUGGAGACAGUGGAGGGCCAUUUGUUAUGAAUUACCAAGCCAGAUGGUAUUUGAUAGGUGUUGUCAGUUGGGGAGAAGGCUGUGGAAAAGCUAACAAGUAUGGUUUUUAUACCAGGAUACCAAACUACUUACCCUGGAUAAAAGGAAUACUGAAAUCUUAAAUACUGAGCACACAAAAGAAUUCAAAAGCUACAACUGUAAAUAUUAUUCUUAUGUUUUCAGUGUAUUGUUAAACAGAUUUUGUACACUUUUAUUAAAAUGCUAUUUUUAUACUUGC
Messenger RNA from Stegodyphus dumicola, 3050 nucleotides. RefSeq names its product mannan-binding lectin serine protease 1-like. Gene Ontology annotation, molecular function: serine-type endopeptidase activity. NCBI's taxonomy places the organism in Eukaryota, Metazoa, Arthropoda, Arachnida, Araneae, Eresidae. Gene Ontology annotation, biological process: proteolysis. The record is from RefSeq and is a predicted model, not a curated record.